AUGCUCAUAGGCGGCCGGGUCGCUGUCACGUACCAUCUCCCAAGGGGCUCCUGGACCUCCCUCACGCCGCAGCUCAGUGCAGCAGUAGGAGACCUCCAUCUGGUCUCACCGACAGCCCCCCCACUGCACCCAGACUCACUGCACCCAGACUCACUGCACCCAGACUCACAGCACCCAGACUCACAGCACCCAGACUCACAGCACCCAGACUCACAGCACCCAGACUCACAGCACCCAGUCAGCUCCUCUGACUCUUUCAUUCUCACGUUUUGA
Molecule: messenger RNA, 273 nt
Organism: Knipowitschia caucasica
Lineage: Eukaryota; Metazoa; Chordata; Actinopteri; Gobiiformes; Gobiidae
Source: the annotation of a GenBank genome assembly